Aspergillus ruber CBS 135680 is the source of this 777-nucleotide messenger RNA. RefSeq names its product putative extracellular SCP domain protein Pry1. Gene Ontology annotation, cellular component: extracellular region. The record is from RefSeq and is a predicted model, not a curated record. Bases 1 to 777 code for a protein of 258 amino acids. Lineage: Eukaryota; Fungi; Ascomycota; Eurotiomycetes; Eurotiales; Aspergillaceae. The transcript is spliced from 2 exons.
AUGAUUUCCAUAUUCAGCGCAUCAAAAUGUAUACGCAUUCUUUGGUUCUGUCUACUCUUCCUCUCACUCGCUCACGCGCAAGAGCAGGAGACCGUCCUCGUCACAACCACACUCACCUCGACGCCAACAUCACCCACCCCAGCAUCCUAUACCUCUCUCAGCGAAUUCAAAGACACCGUCCUAUCCAUCAGCAAUAACUACCGCAACGAACACGAUGCCUGCACAUUAACGUGGAACGACACACUAGCCGACUACUCCCGCAAUUGGGCACAGCAAUGUAAAUGGAAGCAUUCAAAUGGGCCAUACGGCGAAAACCUCUCCUUCGGCUACCCCAACGCCUCCUCCGCCAUCGCAGUCUGGGGCGAAGAACGCAAAAUGUACAAUUUCAAGCUCCCUACGGGCUUCACCGAGGAAACAGGGCAUUUCACACAGUUAGUCUGGAAAUCCACGACGCAGGUUGGUUGUGCAGCGGUGGACUGUGGGUAUGAUGAUGAUGCAAAGGAUGAGAAGACCGGGGAUUUUGAAAAAGCAUUGGGAUGGUAUGUUGUAUGUGAGUAUGCGCCGGCAGGGAAUGUGGUGGGAAAGAACAAGAAGUGGUUUAAGGCGAAUGUUGUGCCGGAGAGGGCGAGAGGCGGUGGGGGAGGAACCAGGUCUGGUCAUCAGGGAGAUGAUGAUGAUGAGGAUGAGGAUAAAGAUAAUGGGGCUGCUAAACGGGAGUAUAUAGGGAAGGCUGGGCUUUGGUUGGCCAUGGUUCAUGGUAUUUUCUUCAUGUUAUAA